Messenger RNA from Metarhizium brunneum ARSEF 3297, 1650 nucleotides. RefSeq lists its product as uncharacterized. Gene Ontology annotation, cellular component: membrane. The record is from RefSeq and is a predicted model, not a curated record. Gene Ontology annotation, molecular function: transmembrane transporter activity. Gene Ontology annotation, biological process: transmembrane transport. Lineage: Eukaryota; Fungi; Ascomycota; Sordariomycetes; Hypocreales; Clavicipitaceae.
AUGGCAAAUUCUGGAAACGAUUCAAGUGAUGGUAUUCGACCCCAUCAGGAGCCGCAGACGACCAAGUCCGAAGCCGACCAUGUUCCCCAGGUUGACCAUGCCUCGAGAAUGGAAGAUGUCCAAGUUGUUGGAAGGGACAAGGCGGCACAGUUCCUCAAACAGGCUGACCAUCCCGUGGUUGUGACCCCGGCUGACAAUGCCCGCGUGCUGCGCAAGAUCGAUUGGAGAAUCCUUCCCAUCAUGUUGUUCGUCUACUGUCUUCAGUCUCUAGACAAGACUACCCUAUCAUAUGCCUCUGUCUUUGGUCUGAUAGAGGACACGAACCUAGUUGGAGAAGAGUUUUCCUGGCUUGGAUCCAUCGUAUACUUGGCCCAGCUGGUCUUUCAGCCCCUGGUGGCGUAUAGCCUUGUCAAAUUCCCCGUGGGAAAGUUCUCCGCUACCAUGGUGUUUUGCUGGGGUGCUGUGCUGUGUGGGAUGACGGCCGCCAAGGACUUUGGGGGGUUGAUGGCCUCAAGAUUGUUGCUAGGGGCCUUUGAGGCUUCUGUCGCCCCGACAUUUAUUGCCAUUGUGCAGAUGUGGUAUCGACGACAGGAGCAGACUUCUCGAAAUGCUUCUUGGUAUGCCAUGUUGGGAGUUGUAAAUAUGCUGGGUAGUCUGUUGACGUACGGUCUUGGCCAUAUUCAGUCGUCGCUGAGGCCAUAUCAGAUCAUCUUUUUGUUUUGUGGAUGUAUCACAGUUACGUUUUCCGUCGUCAUGUUCCUCUUCAUGCCCGACUCUCCCAUGCAGGCUAAAUUCCUUAGCCGAGAAGACAAAUUCAUUGCUAUCGAGCGUCUUCGAAUGAAUCAGAUGGGCAUUGGUUCCGGGGUGUGGAAAUGGGACCAUGUGAAGGAGUGCCUGCUUGACCCCAAGACAUGGCUUUGGUUCUUGCUCAUGCUCAUCAUUUCCAUUCCAAGCGGUGGCAUCUCCACGUUUGGUCCCCUCAUCAUCCAAUCGUUUGGCUUCGACAAGUUCACGACGAUUCUGUUCAACAUCCCCUUCGGCGCCGUGCAAAUGAUCGCGACGUUGGGGGGCGCCUGGCUCGCCGAUCGAAUCAAGAUGAAGUCUCCCGUACUUCUACUCCUCUGCUUGCCCCCAAUCGCAGGCUGUGCAAUCCUCCUCGCUGUUGGCCGCGCAAAGAGUGAUAGAGCUGUCCUCCUCGCCGGGUACUACAUCAUCUCCUUCUACCCCGGCAUCUCACCCCUCAUCUACUCCUGGUCUGGCCAAAACACGGCCGGUGACACCAAGAGAAAGGUCACUACUGCGAUGCUCUUCAUUGGGGCCAGCGCCGGAAACGUCAUUGGCCCUCAACUCUUCAAACCCAGCGAAAAGCCACGCUACGAUAGAGGUCUCCGAACAAACCUUGCGCUGUUUGUUGUGCUUGCCGUCCUGAUUGUUCUCGGCAUGGUCCUGAUUCGCAUCUUGAAUGCCAGACAGGCGGCCAAGCGCAGAGAACUCGGCAAAUCCGAGAACGUCAAGGAUCUAAGCAUGCAGAAGGGUGCUGGUCAGGACAGUGAGGUGCUGAAUCACGUGGAGGAGUCAGAGACGGUGGGCGACAAAGCGUUUGACGAUGUUACGGAUAUGAAGAAUGAGGAUUUCAUUUACGUAUAUUAG